Molecule: messenger RNA, 3958 nt
Organism: Panicum virgatum (switchgrass)
Lineage: Eukaryota; Viridiplantae; Streptophyta; Magnoliopsida; Poales; Poaceae
Product: probable LRR receptor-like serine/threonine-protein kinase At3g47570
Exons: 2
Coding region: 444-3812 (1122 amino acids)
Biological process (GO): protein phosphorylation
Molecular function (GO): protein kinase activity; ATP binding; protein binding
Source: RefSeq, a predicted model, not a curated record
GGCUUUUACAAAUAGAGUUCGGCAACUAUUUCCAAAUAAUUCAAGUAGAAGAAAACUAGUGAGAAGGCACCAAAUGUUUUGAUUGACUGCUAGCAAAACUGCACUUGCACAGCGAGUCGCACAUCAUGUCAUGGAUCGAGCUAACCUUAAGGCACGAAGCAUCACAACCUACCAACAAACUCAAUAGCAAGGCACCUUCCUCACAAAUUGGUAGUUAAUAUUUUACAAGAAAACUACAACUUCUUCAAAACAAUUCAAACAGUCGCAAAUAAAAAUUAUUGAGCAGGUGGCAUACGUUUUCAUUGACUGACUUUGAAGCUAAAUCCCAAAAAGCAUCCAUUCAGGCAUCUCGUUAAUUCCCCGUGUAUGCAUGGGUGACUACAAAACCGAGUGCCCACUAGAGUAGUAUGGUGUAAGUAAAACAUUGCCUCUAUCAAAUAGCAAUGGCGUCCCUAGGUGUCUUCGCUAUUGUUUGGCUUCUUUCUAUCUUCAUCACAUUUUCCAAUUUGUUAGCCACCUCCAAUGAAACUGAAAAUGAUCGACAAGCUCUCCUUUGCUUCAAGUCCCAGAUCUCUAGCUCAGCACAGGUUUUCGUCUCAUGGAGCAAUGCAUCGUUUGAAUUUUGCAACUGGAAUGGAGUCACUUGCAGUGCACUGUCUCCCCGUCGUGUCAUUGAGCCAAACCUUCCAUCAGAAGGUAUCACAGGCCCCAUAUCACCUUGCCUCGCCAACCUCUCAUCUCUUGAAAAGAUCCAACUAUCAAACAAUAGCUUCCAUGGCGGCAUACCGUCCGAGUUCCGCCUCCUGCGCCAACUGAGAUACCUCAACCUCAGCAUGAACUCCUUGGAAGGUAAUAUCCCAGCUGACCUCUCUUCAUGCUCCCAGCUUCGAAUUCUAGGUUUGUGGAACAAUUCCCUCCAAGGUCAGAUCCCACCUGCCCUAAGUCAGUGCAGGCAGUUUCAAGAGAUUAACCUUAGAAACAACAAGCUCCAAGGGAGCAUCCCGUAUGCUUUUGGGAAUCUUCAUGAGCUGCAAAUACUAGAUCUUUCCAGCAAUAAUCUUAGAGGCAACAUACCGCCAGCAUUGGGCAGCAGCCUUUCUCUCACUUAUGUUGAUCUAGGGAGCAAUGCUCUCACUGGGGGCAUACCAGAGUCCAUCAUGAACAGUUCAUCUCUCCAAAUACUCAAGCUCAUGAAAAAUAAUCUUAGUGGAGAAGUCCCAAAGGCUCUCUUCAACACCUUGUCACUUACAGUUAUAUCCUUACAACAGAACCAACUUGUGGGUUCUAUACCACCUGUUAUUGGCAUCUCUCCCCCUGUUAAACAUCUUGAUUUAGGAGAGAACCAUCUCUCAGGAUCAAUACCUUCCUCGAUAGGGAACCUUUCCUCCCUAGUUUCUAUUUAUCUUAAUCAAAACAAACUAGUUGGGAGCAUACCAGAGUGCUUAGGUAAUAUUUCAACUCUAGAAAUAUUGGACUUCAAUGGAAACAGCUUAUCAGGGCCUGUUCCAAAAUCUCUCUUCAACAUGUCCUCCCUGACAUAUAUUGCUGUGGCCGAGAACUAUCUUAUUGGACAGUUGCCUUCGGACAUUGGCUUCAUGCUUCCAAGUAUUCGGUGGUUAAUCCUCACUGGAAACAAAUUUGAAGGCCCAAUCCCGAUUUCUCUUCUCAAUGCAUCCAACCUCCAACGGCUUGAACUAGGUAACAACAGCUUAAGUGGGCUCAUUCCAUUCUUUGGGUCAUUACCAUAUUUAAAGGUACUUGAUCUGGGCAACAACAUGCUAGACGCUGGCGACUGGGCCUUUAUGUCUUCACUCUCAAAUUGCUCCAAACUAACGAAACUUUUAUUGGAUGGGAACAAUCUCCAAGGGAAAUUGCCAAGAUCUUUUGGCAAUCUUUCAAAAACCAUUGAAAUGCUGUGGCUAAGAAAUAACAGCAUUUCCGGGCCUAUACCACAAGAGAUAGGUAAUCUGAGGAAUCUUAAUGAGUUGCUCAUGGAUUACAAUCUUUUCAUUGGUAAUAUACCACAAAGAAUUGGAAAUUUUCACAAUUUGCGCGCUUUAUAUUUGUCACAUAACAAGCUCUCAGGCCAAAUCCCUGAUGCCACUGGCAACCUUGUUCAGCUGACUGAAUUGAAACUGGAUGGGAACAACUUGAGUGGAAGGAUACCUGCAACUAUAGGACACUGUAACCAACUCCAAAUGUUCAACGUUGCUCACAACUCACUAGAUGGGAGUAUACCAAGUAAAAUAUUCAAAAUUACUACAUUCGAGUUUGACUUGUCACACAAUUACUUGUCUGGACAAAUACCAGAGGAAGUUGGCAACCUCAUCAACCUUAAAAAACUUAGCAUCUCAAAUAACUUAUUAUCAGGUAAUAUCCCAUCCAAUCUUGGCAGCUGUGUGGUUCUGGAGUAUCUUGAGAUGCAAAACAACUACUUGGCCGGAAGCAUUCCACAAUCUUUCAUGAACUUGGUAAGCAUCAAGGAUAUGGAUAUUUCUCGAAAUAGAUUGUCUGGAGAGAUCCCGGAGUUCCUCGCAGCCUUGAGUUCUCUGCAACAUCUCAAUUUAUCCUUCAACAAUUUCGAUGGAGCAGUUCCGAGAGAUGGAAUUUUUGACAAUGCUGGAGCAGUAUCCAUAGAAGGGAACGAGCAUUUGUGUACAAGUGUUCCAACAGGAGGUAUGCCUCUUUGUUCAGGAUUCGCCAACAGAAGAAGGAAACAGAAGAUCUUGGCACUGGUACUGGAGAUAGUAAUGUCAGUUGUUGCUGCAGUUAUAAUUAUUUUUUGCAGUCUAACUGCCAUUCAUUGGAAGAAGAGAAUGCAAGGAAAGACAAAUUUGCCAGAACUCAAUAAGCACAUUAAAAAGAUUUCAUAUAGAGAUAUCUUAAAUGCAACAGAAAGGUUCUCUUCUUCUAAUUUAAUCGGGUCAGGGUCAUUCGGAGUGGUUUAUAAGGGUAAUCUGCAUCACCUUGAAGAUCAAGUUGCCAUCAAGAUUUUUAAACUUGACAUAUAUGGGGCGGACAGGAGCUUCUUUGCAGAAUGUGAAGCCCUAAGAAACCUCCGCCAUCGAAAUCUAGUAAAAAUAAUUACUUUAUGCUCUUCAGUGGAUUAUACAGGAUCAGCCUUUAAGGCCCUAGUGUUCCAGUACAUGCCAAAUGGGAACCUGGAUUCGUGGCUGCAUCCAGUGGCCCAUAAUCGCGGGCAAAGAGAUAUUCUGACUUUAAGUCAAAGAAUCAAUAUAUCUUUGGAUGUAGCAUCUGCUUUGGAUUAUCUUCACAACCAAUGUGCAGCUCCAUUGAUACACUGCGACUUGAAGCCAAGCAAUGUUCUUUUGGACCUGAACUUGACUGCAUAUGUCAGUGACUUUGGCCUAGCAAGAUUUCUAUACGCCAGAAAUUCACAAAUAGAUUGUACGUCAACUCUGGCUUGUCUCAAAGGAUCCAUCGGUUACAUACCACCAGAGUAUGGCGUGAACAAAGAGAUAUCAACUAAGGGCGAUGUUUAUAGCUUUGGAGUGCUUCUGUUAGAAAUGAUAACAGGGAGUCGUCCGACCGAUGAAAAAUUUAGUGAUGGUACAGACCUGCAUGGCUUUGUAGAAAGAGCGUUUCCAGAGAAGAUCCAUGAGAUUGUUGAUCCCACGAUGCUACAAGACGAAAUUGAUGCCGCAGAGGUCAUGAAGACCUGUGUCAUUCCACUGGCACGAAUAGGACUCUCCUGCUCCGUAGCAUCGCCCAAGGAGCGGCCUGAAAUGGGACGAGUUUACACUGAGCUCCUUACCGUCAAGCAAAAGUUGUCAUACACCAAUGAUAACUGAAACAAAUUCACAAGACGGGCAGCUCGUUACAAAAGAGCACUGCAUGGGUAGUUGGGUACGGCUAUUCUACAAAUGUACUAACUGAUGCUUUAGGCUAUGCGUCUAUGCAUUUACAGUCUGUAUGGUUUCAAAUGUGCCUGCAUCUG